UUUUCGCCAUUGACUUUAAUGCUAUAGCAGCAAUCUGAAGAUAAAGUUGCAGAUUAUGUGGUGGAUACCAUGUUUUCCCCUGCCUUUCAUCAUCAUAAGGACAUCUGUGGUGGCAUUCCUGAUAAAGCUGGUGCUAUGGACUUGUUCAAGAGCAAAGACCAAGCAAAUCAUCAUGAUGUUGAGGUUGAAGAAUCAAAGGAGGUCGAUGCCUAUUGUGGUCCUGGUACAUUAGAAAAUCAGCAGAAACAUGUUGAGAAGAGAACAGAAGUCGUGUCAGCAUGUGCAUAUGAUGAUAAAGUUGAUUUGACAAAUCAUUUUCAUACUCUUCAUAUGGAAUCAAAUCAUGCAAACUCAUCAUGUGGUGAUGAAUAUAGUGCUCUGGGGAACCUCUCUUCCGAAGUUUCAGCCAUAUAUCUUGCAAUGCAGAAUUCUAAGUUGGAGUGUAUUGAAGAACAAAAUCAUAGUUCAAUGUCAGCCGAAGGUUGUGUGGAGCUUGAUGAAGGUGAUGAAUUUGAUGAUUUUGAUCCGUACUUAUUUAUCAAGGAUCUGCCUGAUUUAUCGGCUGUAGUUCCAAGAUUUCGGCCCAUGCUUUUGCCAAAGCAGACACGGAGUUGCCCUUCAAUUACCCUUGUUCUUGAUUUGGAUGAGACUUUAGUUCAUUCCAGCCUUGAACCAUGUGAAGAUGCAGAUUUUACAUUUCCAGUUAAUUUCAAUCUUAAAGAGCACACAAUAUAUGUACGCUGUCGUCCUUAUCUUAAGGACUUCUUGGAGAGGGUUGCCAGCCUAUUUGAGACAAUUAUAUUCACUGCCAGUCAAAGUAUAUACGCUGAACAGCUCCUCAAUGUACUUGAUCCAAAAAGGAAAUUAUUUCGCCACCGUGUUUAUCGUGAGUCUUGCGUUUUUGUGGAGGGUAAUUAUCUAAAGGAUCUGUCGGUUCUUGGUCGUGAUUUGGCACAUGUCCUUAUCAUUGAUAACUCACCUCAGGCAUUUGGAUUUCAAAUUGACAAUGGUAUUCCUAUUGAAAGCUGGUUUGAUGACUGUAAUGAUCGGGAACUGCUUUCACUACUACCCUUCUUGGAGAGUUUGGUUGGGGUUGAGGAUGUCCGUCCACUGAUAGCCAAAAAGUUCAAUCUUCGUGAGAAGAUAGCUUCUGCAGCUUGCCUUUCUCUUGACUUCAGAAGGUGAGAAGAACAGGUAGCUUCAGAGAUGUUUGAAGGCAAACUACCAUGCGCAUCCAAGAGGUAGCAUUGCUAUUGGCUGGAGCUUUAAACUUGGCUACACAAUCCGGCAAGAUGAAGUGGUAAACUCAACUGCAUGGAGUAUGGGCUGUGUUUGGCUGCCUAUCACCCACUCUUCCCUUCUCAUUCUUUCAUGCUUGCUUAAUAGUUCCAUGUGAAAGUAGAUUAUGCACCAUAAAUAAUGUAAUUGUCACUAACAGUAAUAGGCUUUGGAAUAUCUGCCUUGCCACCGCUCAUGUAAGCCAUUUUUAUUCUUGUAGAAGCUUUGCCCUUUAUUUUUCAAUGCAGCCACAGAUAUUGUUGUUUUUGCAACCA
Phoenix dactylifera (date palm) is the source of this 1553-nucleotide messenger RNA. Lineage: Eukaryota; Viridiplantae; Streptophyta; Magnoliopsida; Arecales; Arecaceae. The record is from RefSeq and is a predicted model, not a curated record.